CUGCACCACACACCACACACCACACUACCACGCUGAAUCAUCUCUUUUAUAGUCUUCAAACAAAUCUCAUUUUGUGAACGCCUUCUUUUAUAACCUCAGUUUCCAGUUCAGAUAUCAAAAUCUUCCCGAGAGUAAGCCCGAUGCGCCUCUCAAUACUUCCCGUUCUUGUUGCAGGGGCUGGUAUCGUCAGCCAAGUCAGUGCGGAGCCCCUCCGUGUCUUAGUUGGGCGCCCCUCAAAUGCCAAUGCAAACAUUCGCUUCGGUCAUGCCCUCGCCAACGCCAACGUGAAUGGCAAUGAUGAUUCUGACAACGUCGCCCGCUUGGUGCGUCCGAGCCUCGCAAUGACCACUUCCAACGAAGUCAAGGGCAAACAUCACUUCUGCGGCACGUCCCUGAAAGCGAAGGCACUUCGCAUGUCAAACGCAUUCCGUCAUGCUCUCGGCCUUCCUCUUAUCGAGAUGGGUGAUCAUGACUCAUUCAAGGGCGAAGUCGCCAGCAACCCCGGUCCUGUUUCUGGAGAACUUCACAUCCUCCCCAUUCCCUUGUUCGGACAACCUAUUGUACAAAGCGCCCCUACCAGUUCCUCUGAGAAGGAAAAUGCAGGCGAUGUCAAGGAGCUUCUUCCUGAUGGAUCCGUGGGACGGAUCUAUCGCCACCAUGAAGUUGAAUCUCACCACCAUAACCAUGACAUGGAGCACAAGAAAGCAGGAUCUUUCCUCAGGCGUGUUCACCGUGCCAUUAUGGCCCUCGGCCUAUGGGAGGGUCGCGCUGUUGCGUUCGUUCUUGGUUGCGGAAUCGGUGUUUUGCUUCGCAUGUUCUGGGUAAUGUCUGUCCUCGCGUAUCGCACUGUCAGAGGUGAGAGAUCGGAGGAGAUCAGCCACGGGUACAUCAUGUUCGAACAUGAUGCAGAGACCCACUUUGUGCCUCCUCCUGAAUACACCGACGAGAAGGUGAAGGUAGCCGAGGUCGAGGCUCAAGAGAUCGAGACUCGCGUGGAGUGAAUAACACCAAUUCUCUCCGCUUGAAACACCACCCACAUGCCUAUGAAUAUUUAUAUCUUGUCUGCGUUCUGUGACUACUACAUAUUUACACCCAGAUUCAUUUCUGUUUCUCUCUUCGCCUGAUGCAUAGCUGGUCGUUUGGUUUGGAAACGCCUCGUGUCUGUCUUUGACGGACUCUUACACUCCUUUGUCCCUCUGCACAUGUUGUAUUUUUGUUGCCAGGUGUUCGUAGUAACACAAUGGAUAUGUUGUGCCUGCUUA
Messenger RNA from Suillus fuscotomentosus, 1262 nucleotides. RefSeq lists its product as uncharacterized. The record is from RefSeq and is a predicted model, not a curated record. The coding region runs from base 141 to 1001 and encodes 286 amino acids. Lineage: Eukaryota; Fungi; Basidiomycota; Agaricomycetes; Boletales; Suillaceae. The transcript is spliced from 3 exons.